Molecule: messenger RNA, 695 nt
Organism: Danio rerio (zebrafish)
Lineage: Eukaryota; Metazoa; Chordata; Actinopteri; Cypriniformes; Danionidae
Gene: cadm3
Product: cell adhesion molecule 3
Cellular component (GO): plasma membrane
Source: RefSeq, marked validated
AGACGCUUCCAACACUCCUGAACCGACGGAGCCAUCGGGCAUCACGAGGAGCGCUUAUAUCGUCAGCGCUUCAGUGAGCUUCUCCACUUCUCCGGGCCUCAAGAGGACUAUUGGCUGUAGCGUGCUUGACGGAUGAGCGGGAUGCGCGCGCGUCAGACUCUGGCAUUCCCGUCAUUCCAGCGGGCAGCUCUCCGGGCGCUCGCGGCCUUCACGAUGAUUCUCGCGACCUCCGUGCGGAGCAACUACGUUUAUGAUGAUGACCCCUUUCAGCCGGUGACCCAAGAUGAGACGGUGGCAGUGGGCGGGGUGGUAACCCUGACCUGCGGCGUGAAGGAAAAUGAUAACUCCUCCCUCCAGUGGUCCAACACGGCCCAGCAGACCCUGUACUUCGGAGAGAAAAGAGCACUGAGAGAUAACCGUAUCCAGUUGGUAAAGUCCACGGCCACGGAGCUGAUAAUCACCAUCGGGGAUGUUCAGCUGUCAGAUGAUGGAGAAUAUACCUGUUCCAUUUUUACCAUGCCUGUACGGACCGCACGAGCCACAGUUACUGUACUCGGUGUUCCAGGUAAGCCGGUGAUAACAGGUUUCGAAGGUGCUGUUCAGGAGGGUGGCAAGGUAACUCUUACCUGCACGAGUUCAGGCAGCAAACCUCCUGCCAAACUACACUGGUACCGUGACCAUGUGGAGAUUCAAGG